Octopus sinensis (East Asian common octopus) is the source of this 3184-nucleotide messenger RNA. Its product is annotated as zinc finger protein 239-like. The record is from RefSeq and is a predicted model, not a curated record. The coding region runs from base 758 to 1564 and encodes 268 amino acids. Gene Ontology annotation, cellular component: nucleus. Lineage: Eukaryota; Metazoa; Mollusca; Cephalopoda; Octopoda; Octopodidae. Gene Ontology annotation, biological process: regulation of transcription by RNA polymerase II. The transcript is spliced from 2 exons. Gene Ontology annotation, molecular function: RNA polymerase II cis-regulatory region sequence-specific DNA binding; DNA-binding transcription factor activity, RNA polymerase II-specific.
ACAACCACCGUGGUCACUACUAUUGCUGCUAUGAGCAACAGUCCUCUACUACUGCUGCUGCUACGGCCACAGCUUAACUGCUACAACCCCAACCACCACCACGGUUGCCAAAACUACGACCAACAGUAACUGCUACUACUGCCAUUUAAGCCACUAAACAUACUGCUGCUGCUAGGACAGCCACAACUUAGCUACCACAACCAAUAAGCUGCUGCAACCCCAACCACCACCACGGUUACUACUACUACGACCAACAAUCACUACUGCUGCUACCAUUCCAUUGGAACACAAGGAAAAAAAAAAUAAGCACAUGGUUCCUUUUGAUACCAGCAAGAAACAAUAAUGAACUUCUUUACUACACUCAACUAUAAUAUAGCGAUUAUACCAACUACCGACAAAACACCACCACAUGGAUUCUAUUGAGACCAAAUAUGAGAUGUUAGUGGUAUAAAGGAGUUUUUACAUCAGAUACAUCAUGAAUAUUGAUCAUCAUUUGAAGACUAAUGGAAGAUAUUAUAAAUAAUAUAUAUAACCCUGUUUCUAUAACAAAUCUCUGGUAAAUAACUGAAAUGUUUCUUCUGAAUUAAUAGCAACAUUUGCUUUCCUCCAUUGCCAGGAAUAUAUACUUGGAAAAAUCUGUAAAGGUGUUUGCAUUACCUUCAGAUAUUCACGAAGAUUAGAUUUGCUCUAAUUAUAGCUGUAGAACUUUUUGUAUCAACAGAGAAAUAUAUAAAGAAGAAAGAAAAACUGAACAAUAAUGAAUCCUCAAGAGGUGACAAAAGAAAGUGAAAAAUUAUCAUACCAAUGUGAUAUCUGUAAAAAGUUUCUAUCUAGUAAGGGAAAUCUCACUAUUCACAAACGUAUUCAUGCAGGAGGAAAGCAAUAUCACUGUGAUAUCUGUGGAAAGCCUUUUAUGGUGAAAAGUAACCUUACCAGACACAAAUACAUUCAUAGUGAAGAGAAACCAUAUUUUUGUGAUAUCUGUGGUAAAUCAUUCACUCAAAAAGAUAGCCUUACUUAUCACAAAUCUAUUCAUACAGGAGAGAAACCAUAUCACUGCAAUAUCUGUGGUAAAUCCUUUGCAGUAAGAGGUAAAUUAAAUUCUCAUGAACUUACCCAUACUAAUGAGAGGCCACAUCAGUGUGAUAUUUGUGGUAAAUCUUUCUCUCAUAAGAGUGGCCUUACUUAUCACAAAUCCCUUCAUACAGGAGAGAAACCAUAUCACUGCGAUAUCUGUGGUAAAUCCUUCAUAAUAAGAAGUAAUUUAACUUCUCAUGAACUUACGCAUACUAAUGAGAGGCCACAUCAGUGUGAUAUUUGUGGCAAAUCAUUCUCUCAAAAAAGUAACCUUACCACUCACAAAGCGAUUCAUACAGGAGAGAAACCAUAUCACUGCGAUAUCUGUGGUAAAUCCUUUGUACAAAGACAGCAUUUGACUACUCAUGAAUUUACCCAUAAUAAUGAGAGGCCAUAUCAGUGUGAUAUUUGUGGCAAAUCAUUCUCUCAAAAAUGUCACUUUACUCAUCACAAAUACACUCACACAAGAGAGAAACCAUAUAACUGAUAUUUGUGGUAAAUCAUUCUCUCAUUUGAUCUGACCCUGGACCUGGAAUCAAGUACAUAUACGUCCUUUUGGAAACGAAAUGAGAAGUCGUCUUACAUUAACACAGCUCCCUAUCAUCAAGCCACAGUGUUCAGGAACCUGAUUAAGGGUGUCAGCAGGAGAAACUCCAGAGCAAAGAGAAAUUUGAUGCUACCGCCCAGUACUACAACCAGGCUCUUGCUGCUCGCGGUUUCAAGGAUAAGUCAGAGCCUAGCUCCCCACCACAAGAGAAAGCGCAACUGAAAAGUAAUGGUUCACACUAGGUAAAAUGUUCCUUAGUUUAGUUUCGUCUGUAGCAAUGGAUUCAACAAAAUAUGCAAAAGACAUACAGAGAUUAUGCUUUAGCUAUGCACUUAGUGUAAAAAAGAUUUUAGUAGGUAGGCCCAGCUCCAAGGCUGAGACAGGAUGCUCAUACAGGUGUAACACAACUUGUCCACUACACAGCCACUGCAAUAUGGAAACUGUUGUUUACCAGGUAGAAGUAACAGCACAAGGAGCAAAUGGACAACCAAGUGUGCAGAAAUAUGUGGGGUCAAUGUCAGACCUCGUGAGAAUCCACUUUAAUAACCACACGUCCUUAUACACCAUCUCAGAGAGAUGUAAUGCCAUAACCGCAGGCAAGUACGUCUGGGCUUUGAAAGAAGGCACCAUAGAGUACUGCAUAAAGUGGGUGACCUUAGAAAGAUGCAAGCUAUACAUUAAUAGCAGCAAGUGCAGAUUAUGCUUCUUUGAGAAGAGAUCAAUUUCAAAAGGUACCCAAAGGUAACCUACCUCUGCGCCUCACCAUCAAAUAGGGUUUUGACCAAACCACAUACCAAUGCAUCCAUGUACACAUAUUGACAUCCCUAAAAUGUGGAUACCCUAGAAAAUAAACUCUCCCCCACAGACAUAACCAUUCACACAUAUUGUACCCCCACAUAUACACAAAUUACAGCAAUUGUGUUACUUUUUAUUGAGCAAAUUAAUUUUUUACAUUUUUCCUCAUUUGCAUCAACUCACUAAUUAUGAUGUGAAUCUUUCAUUCAAAUAUUGUUGAUUUAAAUUUAUUUGUUCUGUUUCCAUGUAGAUAUGUCAUUAUGACACUAAUGUAUGACAUUCCAGACUGGGUGUUUCCUACUGGACAUGCUUAGGUAUCCCAGCACCUGCAUCCUUUGUUGCUACGGCUCCACACCUCCAAGAACAAUCUGGAGGCUUAUUACUGUGUUGGAUGGAGGUUGCAAUAUACUUUUCAAAAGCCUUUCCCCUACCAUGCUUAUCAUCCAAACGUGUCCUGUAUGAACCCGUGCAGUUAAUGAUACUGCAUGCUUCUUUUUUGUAAAUUCCUGAAAUUUGAUCUCAUUAAUUUUGAUGAAUAAAUUUAAUAAACUGAAAGGAAAAUAAAGUUGUUUUACUCUUCAAUUAUUUUUCUCUCAUUUUAUAUGCAGACCAUCCAAACAAAUCUUGUGCUGGGGACACAAAGAUAAACUAUAGAAUUUACACCGUUGAUCAAUGUAUGAGAACUGUAACGUUUCUCCAAACUGAUUUACAAUAAAUGUUUAUUUUGAAGCUAUUUAAUUUGUUGAUCUUAUUUAAUAUACAAAA